AUGGACCCAGGCAGAGGUACAGGGCGUUCUGUCUCUCUUAUAAUUACUGUUACUUUGGUUAAGUAUGAAGGCGGAUCAGAACUUGGGGUGCAUCAUCAGUACUGGAUAGAGGUUGAAGGAAUGUCAGACUUGUCUAUUUAUGAGCUUGAAGAUAUUAUCUGGGACGAUUUUGACCGAAGUGGUGAUCAUAUAGUACCCCACCCUAACAAAGAUGAUGGUUGUGAAGAUAAAAGUGAGGGUGCCAUCUGUAAGAAGCCUAGGCGUGAUGUAACAACACCUCUUCAAAUAAAAGAAGAAAGCAACCCCGAAACAUUAAAUAAAGAAACACAAAUGAUGGAAAAAGAUUCAUGGGGUGUUUUUGUUGCUUCUGGUGAUGCUGACUCAGCAAAAGACAUGUCUACCAUACAAUCUGGUGAUGCUAAAAUAAGUAGCAACAUUACAUCUGGCAGUGAGUUAUGUACAGAUGAUGGAAUCCUUAAAGAUAACUCUGCUGUUGGUGAUAAUAACUCCUACAACCACCCUCCAAGUCAUAAUAAGUUAACAUUACAACCAGAUCUUAACUUAUUCUCAAAUGAUGGUGAUGAUAAAGAAUCUAGUGAUCUUUUAUAUUAUGGUUGGCCUGAUAUCGGAAACUUUGAUGACAUGGACAGGAUGUUAAGCAAUUGUGAUUCGUCAUUUGGACUUGGUGUCACGGGGAAUGACGAUGAAUUGGUGUGGUUUACAUCUGAAGAUCCAGCUGGAGGAUAUGAAGAACCAAUGAAAAUGGAGCUUAAGUUUCCAUGUACAGAAACAAAUACACCACCACAGAAUAACGGAUCUCAAGAAUCAGAUAAUAAAAGAUCAAGAAUUGUGUCUGAAAGCAAAGAUGAGUUUAAACCAAAAGAUAAUAAAGGGUACAUGCAGAACACCACUUAUCUGCAUCCAUCUGGCCCAAUGAUGAGCUGUACCAAAUUUGAAAAUAAGGGCCCCACGUGUUCUUCCCAAAAGGAAACUUCCAAUGAAUCAAUGGCUUCAGGAAGUGACCCAAUUCCAUCCCAAAAGAAGAUUGAAAGCCAAAAUGAUAUUCGGGGAAUCAAGAAAGGAUCUUCAGUGGGAUUAGGUUCAUUAGAUGUUCCAGAAGGUUCUUCAAUUAGUACUGAAUUGGAUGAAAUCUCACUAGAAGCAACAAGUUUCAGACAGCUCCAACAAGUUAUGGAACAGUUGGAUUUGAGGACUAAAUUAUGCAUAAGGGAUAGUCUGUACCGAUUAGCUAGAAGUGCAGAACAAAGACAUAAUAACCAUGCAGGCAUAAGUGGGCCCCUAUUGACCGAUGGAACUAACAAUGGCUUUAUGGACAUGGAAACAGACACAAAUCCUAUUGAUCGGACAAUAGCGCAUUUGUUGUUUCAUAGGCCUUCAGAGUCAUUCAACAUGCCUACAACUUCACCUCUCAAACCAAAUGCGAAGGAAAGGAGAAAUGAAUCAGAUGACAAGGUUUCAAGCAGUCGAAAAAACUAACAUGUUGUUAGGUAGGCAUGGUAGAUUUGAAAGCAAGUUUUAAUGAUGUGCAAAUAUAAUAUAUAAUAUAUAAUAUGUUAUAUAAAAUCGUCCAAUAGAGUCGGAUAUGGACUCAUACACCUGUUCAAUUGGUGUCCAUCUUUUGUAUCAUCUUGUUCGUUUGACCAUUGAUUCUCAUCAUGGUGGCCCAAUUUUGACCUAGAAUUCACCUGUAUAUGUUCGUUUCGUUGAUAUAUAUUGUUGUUUUGGAUGCAUGUAUUUUUGUUUUUUGUUUUAAUGUCAUAAGACAAAUUUGGUGAUUGAAAUCUAAAUCUAUAUGCGUCCCAAAUUUUAUCAAUAGAUGAGCUCUUAGGGGGUGUGGAUCAUUGAGUUGAGUGGAUCAUUGUAUUUCCAUUGUAUUUAAAUCCGUGUUCAUAUCUUUCAAAGUUUGCUGCGAAAAACUAGCUUUUGUUAGUUGAUAAGUUCGAUGAUAUAUGUAAAAUGAU
Molecule: messenger RNA, 1982 nt
Organism: Lactuca saligna
Lineage: Eukaryota; Viridiplantae; Streptophyta; Magnoliopsida; Asterales; Asteraceae
Source: the annotation of a GenBank genome assembly